UUUUCUGCUCUCUCUCUCUCUCUACUUUAGAGCAUUUUCUCUCUCUAAGUCCGAGCCCCAUCUUCUUCGUCCGACCAGGUACGCCUUUGUUUUGUUUUUUACUAAGUUUUUCUUCUCUUUCUUUUAAUAAAAUCGGCCGACCCCCUUCUGUUGAUAAAUAAUGGGGAGCUCGUCCGAGUCAGUGACACCCCCUCCCUCACCUCCUUAUAAUUUAGCCGAGGAAGUGAGGGGUAUGGGAAUGGUUUUGGUGUCAACUUUAAUAAGUUGCCCGGAUCCCUCGGCGUGCCUGAGGCGCUUUCCCUCCCAAGUACUCCUUCGCAAGCCGAGGAGGAGGAGGCCGAGGGUACCAUCCCCCUACCCUGGGAGGUGUCCCUGGCCUAUCCUUCUUCGAGGAGUUACUUAGACAAAUAUUUGUCUGAUGGUGUAGUUAGGAUAGCUAUGCCAGGAGAGGAAGGCGAAGCCUCUACAUCGGGUCGGCUCGCGUAUCCCGAGAUCGACCCCAAAGGCGGUCCGGGCGCCAAAUUUCCACUUCCAUCUUUAAUAAAGGCCCUAUUGGAGGAUGCCCGAGGCCAAGCAGCGAAAUUCCAAAUAAAGGACCCCUACAUACUGGUCCGACCCGAUGCUAGCCAUACAAUCUUGUCUCCGCCGCCCGGGUGCACGGCGUUUUACUAUAAGGCCAUGGAACUAGGCUUAAGAUUCCCGCUGACCCCAUUCGAGAAAGACAUCCUGAACGCCUACAACAUGUGCUUGGGUCAGCUCUCCCCAAACUCUUGGGGCGGGAUCUUAGCGGUUCAGGUGAUCUGUAACAUCAUCGGUGUCAAGCCGACCCUGACCCUUUGGCGGCAUAUGUACAAAUUGUUCGAAAUGCCAGCCGGGGACCAUGGUCCGGGCUGGUGGUGUUUUCAGGCUCGGCGGGGCUAUCGUACAGUUCUUGAUCUCCCCACUUCUCAGAAGGGGUUCCGCCGAGGAUUCGCCUUUGUGUACUAUGGUGGGGAAUGGGGCAUCCCCACCGUGCCCCCGUCAUCCGAGCCAAACCACUGUUUGAACUUCAAGGUGCCAGAGCUAUCCGACGAGGAAGCCGUGGCCGCCAUCUACUUUCAACUGGAGGCUAAGAUAGUCGAUGGUGGCGAGGUGUUCGUAGCGGGGAACUGGCUCCCGAGCUGCAAAAUGUUCAAGAACGAGCACUUCCUCGCCGCAUUCGGCCUGAGUCCGGCCUUUCCCAAGGAAGCCUCCCUAGCCUUUCUCAAAGAGACCGACUCAGAGAUGGCCGAACGAUUGACCUCCGCUGCACUGAAGGCGGCUCGGAUUAGGGCCGAGAUGAAGGCCAACAAGAUUAACAAGCCUUCCAAGCCAAAAGUGAGAACCCUUUCUUCCGACCCGGUUUGGCUUUAGGUUUUUCAAUUUCUC
This is a messenger RNA of Beta vulgaris subsp. vulgaris (sugar beet), 1407 nucleotides long. RefSeq lists its product as uncharacterized. The record is from RefSeq and is a predicted model, not a curated record. NCBI's taxonomy places the organism in Eukaryota, Viridiplantae, Streptophyta, Magnoliopsida, Caryophyllales, Amaranthaceae. The transcript has 2 exons. Bases 439 to 1392 code for a protein of 317 amino acids.